Messenger RNA from Diospyros lotus (date-plum), 966 nucleotides. RefSeq lists its product as uncharacterized. Lineage: Eukaryota; Viridiplantae; Streptophyta; Magnoliopsida; Ericales; Ebenaceae. The transcript has a single exon. The record is from RefSeq and is a predicted model, not a curated record. The coding region runs from base 1 to 966 and encodes 321 amino acids.
AUGACGCUAAGAGAAAUCCCUACGAAAGGUUUUCCUCUAUCCGAGGAACUCCAGAAGCAACCAGUGCAACCAGGGUUCAAGCUAUCGCAACUCUCGGUGUACCUAGGAAAGGAAGAUCCUGUGAAGCAUGUACAACACUUUGUGGCAAUGGCUGUGCUGCAUGGAUGGGAUGAAGUCACUAGGUGCCAAGCCUUCCCACUCUCCUUGGCAGGACAGGCUCAACAAUGGUUCACAGACUUACCAGCUGGACAUAUCCAAUCAUUCGAACAGCUAAAAAAAGAAUUUCUAGAAGCAUUCUCUGCCUAUGUCCCGAAGAAGAAAAGCGCCAUGUAUUUAAUGAGCUUGCAACAAAGGCCCAAUGAAUCCCUAAAGCAAUACACUGAGCGGUUCAGAGUAGCCACGCAGGAAGUAAGGGACCUCCCAGUCGGUUUGACAGCCUCGACGUUGCUUAACGGAACAACGUAUGCCCCGCUCAGAAGAUCUCUAGCAUUUUCUGAGCCAGAUUCAAUGACCGAACUAUUCGCCCGGGCGGAGCAAUUUAUUGUCCAAAUGGAAAUCCUUGAAGCUUGGGAAGGAAAAAGAAAAGGGAGGCAAAAUGACGUUGGGCCAGAUCGGGCUAUAAAGGUACAAAGGAGAGAUAAGCCCCCAAAGAUGCAAUUUUGGAGCUUCACCCCCCUCACUGAGCCAAGAGCUGCAAUCCUCUCAUCCAUUGCCCACACAGGACUCGUUAACUUUCCCCCACAUUCCAACCAGCCUCUAGGCAAGAACACGGAGGCUUUUUGCAAAUUUCAUGAGUCCACGUGGCACACUACAGAGCAGUGCAGGGAGUUACGCAACCAGAUUGAACAGCUUAUCAGGGAAGGGAAGCUUGAUCGGUUUAUAUUGGAUAAGCCAAAAGAUCAACAGAAUAUGGGAGAUAGGUCUAGGAGGGAUAAUCCGAGGAGGCCCCCCCGGUCCCAAGUAUGA